Messenger RNA from Aegilops tauschii subsp. strangulata, 3530 nucleotides. Its product is annotated as receptor kinase-like protein Xa21. Gene Ontology annotation, biological process: protein phosphorylation. The record is from RefSeq and is a predicted model, not a curated record. NCBI's taxonomy places the organism in Eukaryota, Viridiplantae, Streptophyta, Magnoliopsida, Poales, Poaceae. Gene Ontology annotation, molecular function: protein binding; ATP binding; protein kinase activity.
GUGUGUACGUGUGGUGUGGGUGUUGCUAGCCGGAUGGAUGAACGAGGAUAACAAGUGCAUGCACUUGGAAAAGUUGUAGCAUGGAACAAGAAUUCUCACAGGCUUAAAGGAGGAAGAGUGUAAAGUCGCAGUAAGCUAGCUUUUGGCCUUGACCAAAUCCAAGCAUGCAUCAAGCUCAAGUCUAUAAAACCAACAAUGCAUACGUCUACCAGGCCAGAGUACCAAAGCACAAUAGAAAAUUCAGUGAUGUCCACAUUACACACCAACAACAUGGCGUCUCCUCUGUUAGCCAUCCUCCUCCUGUCAUCAGCUUUGAACCACUUCUCAUCUGCUGCAACACUAGCCUAUAGUAGCACCCUCACCAGCAGAGAUGCUCUGCUCUGCCUCAAGUCCCGCCUCCGCGGCAACACACAGGCCAUGGCUACGUGGAACAACAGCGCCUCACCGGAUUUCUGCACUUGGUCCGGGGUCACAUGCACAAGGAGGACAGGGCAACCACCCCUUGUGGUGGCCUUGGAUAUGGAGGCGGAAGGACUCGCCGGUGAGAUCCCUCCAUGCAUCUCCAACCUCACUUCUCUGGUAAGAAUACACUUGCCUCACAACCAGCUCUCCGGCCAUAUCCCGUCGGAACUUGGUCGGCUCUCUGGACUCAGGUACCUCAACCUCAGCGUGAACACGCUCAGCGGCACCAUCCCUCUCAGUCUUGGUGCGCUUCACAACCUUUCUUCUCUAGACUUGGGUAGCAAUGGACUAUCCGGUGAAAUUCCACCUUUCAUGAAGUCAAAGCUCACAUACCUAAGUCUAGUCGGAAACAGCCUUACCGGAGCCGUGCCGCCAUCGGUAGCAAAUCUCUCAUCCCUUACAUACCUCUUGCUUGCGCAAAACCAGUUGCAAGGACCCAUUCCUGAUUUGGGUGAACUGUCAAGCCUACAAAACCUUGAUCUCUCCUACAACAAUCUAUCAGGGACAGUACCGCCCUCCAUUUACAAUUUGUCCUCAUUAAACUACCUUGGGUUGUCCAACAAUAAUCUUGGAGGAACACUACCUUCUGGUAUGGGCAACACACUUCCUAACAUCCAAAUACUGAUGAUGCAUAAUAAUCAUUUUGAGGGGGCUAUCCCAGCCUCGCUGCAGAAUGCCUCCAGCAUGACGAUUAUCCAUCUAGGCAACAACUCUUUGACUGGGGUGAUUCCUUCUUUUGGCUCCAUGCCAAACUUGAAGCAUGUAAUGUUGUACUCAAAUCAGCUAGAAGCCGGGGACUGGGCAUUCUUCUCCUCCUUAGCAAAUUGUACACGUUUGCAGCAACUGAACUUGGGUAGAAACAACCUUCAAGGAGAUUUACCACCGAAUUCCAUAGAGAAUCUGCCCAAAAGCUUGACCGCUCUAACUCUUCGGUCAAACAACAUCUCUGGCACCAUUCCCUUGGAGAUUGGAAACUUGUCUAAUCUUGCCAUGCUCUAUCUUGAUAGAAAUCUUUUCGGUGGGCCUAUACCUUCUACCCUUGGUCAACUAAGCAAUCUUGUCGUGCUUAGCCUAUCACAGAACAAUUUUUCUGGGGAAAUACCUCCUUCCGUUGGAAGCCUACACCAGCUGCAAGAGCUCUAUUUGCAAGAAAAUCGAUUGAGUGGAAGCAUACCUGCAAGUCUAGCCAGCUGUGAGAACUUACUUGCAUUAAACCUUUCAUGUAAUACCCUUGGUGGAAGCAUAAGUGGAGACAUGUUGGGCAAGUUGAAUCAGUUGAGUUGGCUACUUGAUUUAUCACACAACCAACUCGCAAUGUCCAUACCAGUAGAGAUGGGUAGCUUGAUAAACCUUGGUUCCUUGAACAUCUCCCACAACAAUCUCACGGGAAGAAUACCGUCCACACUCGGUGCUUGUGUCCGAUUGGAAGCGCUUCGUGUAGAAGGGAACCUCCUGCAAGGAAACAUCCCACAAUCGCUAGCAAACCUGAAAGGCAUCCAAAUGUAUGAUUUCUCCAACAACAACCUAUCUGGUACAAUUCCAGAGUUCCUCGAGACCUUCACCUCGUUGCAGUAUCUGAAUAUGUCCUUCAACAACUUGGAAGGACCAGUCCCCAUAGGUGGAGUGUUUGCUAACACAAGUGGUAUUUUUGUCCAAGGAAAUCCACACCUUUGUUCAAAUGGUGCAUUAAGAGAGCUUCCUAGAUGCUUUGCUUUGGCAUCCACAAAAAAUCAAAAGUUUUUUGUUCCUAUGAUGAUAGCUCUGUCAGCUCUUGUCGCAAUUGCUUUAAUCUUGGGGGUGUUCAAUUUUUGGUUGAGAAAGAGAUACACAUCCGGUGAGAGAAUUGGCCAUUCAUACAUGGAGUUGAAAAGGAUAACAUAUGGUGACGUAAUCAAAGCAACAGAUAGUCUUUCUCUAGCCAAUGUAGUCGGCUCCGGGCAAUUUGGGACUGUCUACAAAGGUUGGUUCGACGCGGAAGAUGGUACGGUUGCUGUUAAAGUCUUCAAGCUCAAUCAGCAUGGUGCAUUGCAUAGCUUCAUUGCUGAGUGCAAAGCUUUGCAACACAUCCGCCAUCGGAAUCUCGUGAAGGUGAUAACUGCAUGCUCAACUUAUGACCUAGUGGGAAAUGAGUUCAGGGCUCUAGUCUUUGAGUAUAUGGCCAACGGGAGCCUUGAAGACCGACUUCACAACCACCAGUGUGGUGCUUUGAGUUUAGGCGCAGUGAUCUGUAUAUCAGUUGACAUUGCUUGUGCUCUUGAAUACCUACAUAACCAGUGCAUCCCACCGGUUGUUCACUGCGAUCUAAAACCAAGCAACAUACUUUUCAACAAUGAUGAUACUGCACGUGUCUGCGACUUUGGUCUGGCAAAGCUAAUUCAUGGAUGUUCGUCUGGAGGGCAGAGCGGCACAACAAGCAUAGUUGGACCAAGGGGAUCUAUUGGGUACAUACCUCCUGAGUAUGGCAUGGGCAGUGAAAUCUCAACUGAGGGUGACGUCUACAGCUAUGGCAUUGUUCUUUUGGAAAUGCUUACACGGAAACGGCCUACCAAUGAAGAGUUCAGUGAUGGCUUGACGCUCCACAAGUAUGUAGAUGCAUCACUUUCACAAACCCAAGACAUUCUUCACCCCGGUCUUACUUUAGAGACGGGAGAUCAGCGUGUCGAUCAUAUCCCAAACUUGCAAGAGCACAACACAUUUGCACUGAAGGAUAUAUGUGCUCUCCGGCUCCUUAGACUUGGCUUAUUAUGCUCUGCGGAAUCACCGAAGGAUCGCCCAGCGAUGCAUGAUGUCUACGGCGAAGUAACUGAAGUAAAAGAGGCAUAUUUCUCUAUUGACAACUGAAGGCAAUGACCCUACAUAAUGAAGGCAAAGACACUCGACGAAGAUGAAGAUGAAGAUCGUUGCUUCGACCACAGCAUGACAACAUGUUGCUAUCUUUUUUCCUUUUCUGUAAGCCAAUAUGUUUGGCUCACUGUAAUAAUUUGGUUACAUACGCUCCCAAUGUCUCACCAAGAUCUUCUGAUAAUCUUUUCAUACAUCAAUAAAGAGCGAUGGGUUUCUACUGGGAA